AAGCUCCCCAUCGAGCACAUGUACAAGGGGAUGGAGCCCCACCGCGCCACCCCCGAGUCCGCCCCCACCUACAGUGGGCGCGUGCACAUGAAGGACGGCUCCGUCCUCGACGCGGGGGCCUACCCGAACCAUGGCCAGGCGCUGCUGGCCGCCCACCACGCCGUGCGCAGCCUCGGCGGCCCCGCGGCGGUGGCGGCGGCGGGCGCGGCGGCGCAGGAGCACCGCAUGAGGUUCGGAUCUGACAGGGAGCGCGAGCAGGUGCGGGCUGAGGGCAGGGCAAACGGGACCAUGCAGGACGGCAGGGCUGGGACGGGGGCAGGGCUUGUGUUGACUCGGCAUGACUGA
Monoraphidium neglectum is the source of this 345-nucleotide messenger RNA. RefSeq lists its product as hypothetical. NCBI's taxonomy places the organism in Eukaryota, Viridiplantae, Chlorophyta, Chlorophyceae, Sphaeropleales, Selenastraceae. The record is from RefSeq and is a predicted model, not a curated record. The annotation marks the transcript as partial. The transcript has a single exon.